AUGGCGGAUGAUGGUAAAAUGUCACGCCACAUCGUUGUGAGCGGCCUCCCCGGCAACGUGACGCCAGAGAAGCGCGCGAUCUUUCUGCGGCACAUGUCGAAGAAGGUGGGCGAGGUGCUCGGACACGAGAACUUCACCAUCCAUUUAGUCCUCGACGAGACCACCGGGCUCGUGACGGGUGCGUUUCUCUCCUUCGGCACCGUCGCCAACGCCGAGGAUGCGCUGGCGCGGCUCAACCUCUACCGCUUCACCAAGACGGACGUGCUGACGACGUACCGCUGGUCUGCGCUGCAGUCCGCCAGCGCGCCACCGGAGGGGUACAAGCCACCAACGCUGACGGAAGACACCGACGCGGACUUUGCCCACACCAUGUGCGAGGACCCGAUGGCGCGGCCGCAGUUUUUCAUCAAGCAGGGCGAGUCUUACGACGUGGAGUGGUACUGGUUCAAUCACAUUACGCUCAAGGCGGAGCUGUACCGUAAGCCGCGCGCGCUCAAGACGGACUCGGUGGGGCAGUGGACGGAGAUGGACCGCCGGCAGAAGAAGCUCGACGUCGGUCUCGUGUACGGCCCACUCACGUCGGUGCGCCCGAUGCCGGCAUGGUCGACGUUCGGCCGCCUGGUUGUGUCGCAGCACACGAGCGGAUUGAGGGUGUGGGGCGGCCGGCAGAUGAACCUGCUCUUCGAGGUCCCUGAGCUGGACAUCAAGGCGUUUCUCGUGUCCUCGCAGGAGAAGUACCUCGUAGUGAAGACGCUGAACGAUGUGAGCGUGUGGGACAUCCACACCGCAAAGAAGAUCCGCACCCUCGGUGGUCUCGACCUUGUGGACGCAGACAAGUGGCCCAUCACAAGAUUCAGCGCAGAGGACUCCCUUGUUGCCAUCUCGAGCGCUAGCCUGGAGGCUGGUGGUCCUGGCAAACUCUUCAUUUACCGCGCAGAGACAAUGCGGGUGCUGCAGGCUGCCUCCAGCACCACGCCGACGUCGUACACGUUCAUGGUGCCUGGUCUGAAGAUCGCGGAGUGGAAUCCAGUGGUUGGCACACAGAUGGCCGUCGUCACGGAGCUUGGCAGAAACCUCGGCUGGCAGGUGAUGAUUCAGAACAUCACGGUGGAGGACAACCUCGUGUAUGAGGAGACCAUUGCACAGCGUAACUUCUUGCAGGCGGAGCGGCUUGACCUGCUGUGGCACCCACAGGGAACGCACCUCGUCAUCAAGGUCACAAAGGCGCAAUCGACCGAGUACGCCUUAUUUGCUGUCGGCACAAACAGCGUGGCGGUGUUCCAACUGCAGGUGGAGAAGGGCCUCUCCGCCGGUCGUUUCGCGUGGCAGCCGUCGGGGCCGCACUUCGCCGUCAUCUUCGAUGACCGCUCAAAGGCUGGGUCGAUGGGCGCCACAUCGGAGAUGCGCAUCUACAGCAUCAAGAAACAACUGAAACUCCUUGGACGGUAUGUGACGGGAGCAACACACCUCUUCUGGGCACCGCGUGGCGCACGUGUAGUGGCGACCAACUACGACAAAUCCAUUCUCCACUUCUACGGUAUUAAUGACAGCGGUAUGGUUAUACAGUUGGAGAAGCUCUCCGUCCCUGUGACGGACACCGCGUGGGAUCCGACGGGUCGCUUCUACGCGACGUGGGUGUCGGCGCUGAAGAACGCCGGUGACAACCACUUCCGCAUCUUCGACCUCAACGGACGGGAGCUGACGUACAAGCAGGUGCGCCAGCUUUCGCACUUCUCGUGGCGGCCAUUGGCAGCGCCGGUGCUCUCAGGAGACGAGGUGAAGGAUGUGCGAACUCAUCUACGCGAGUACAGCCAGCGCUACCAGAGCGAGUUGGAGGAGCAGAAGGCAUCUGAGGAGGCGGAGAUUCGACGACAGCUGCAGGAGAAGGAGGAAAAGUACACUAAACGCAUGCGCGACAUCGCACGGCACCACCGCGAGAAGGGUUUGACGAGAACACGCGAAGAACUUAUCGCCGCAUCGCCGUGGAGCCGCCUGUGGGCGCGCCGCAUUAAGUCCCUCCCACCAGAGGAGACAAUGAUGCACGAGGACGUCACGGAGGAGCGCAUCAUUCACCGUCGUGCACUCAACUAA
Molecule: messenger RNA, 2091 nt
Organism: Trypanosoma grayi
Lineage: Eukaryota; Euglenozoa; Kinetoplastea; Trypanosomatida; Trypanosomatidae
Product: putative translation initiation factor
Exons: 1
Coding region: 1-2091 (696 amino acids)
Biological process (GO): translational initiation
Cellular component (GO): eukaryotic translation initiation factor 3 complex
Molecular function (GO): translation initiation factor activity; translation initiation factor binding; RNA binding
Source: RefSeq, a predicted model, not a curated record